AUGCAGAGGGUUAAAGAUCAGCAACUUUCAAAAUCUACAAAACCAGCAUCCAUUGUAAUUGCACACCAGAACUUCAUUUCACCACUUCAAGAUUGGAUUCACUUUUAUUGUAAGCUCUUGGAUCCAACCAGCCUUACACAUCUUUUCCCUGUCACCAAGUUCCUUGGAUUGUUAGCUACUGGAACUACAGCUGAUGCGAAGACAUUGGUUCAACAAGCAAGAAAUGAAGCAGUUGACUUUCGUUAUAAUUAUGGCUAUGAGAUGCCUGUUUAUGUAUUAGCAAGAUGGAUUGCUGACAAAUCACAAGUUUAUACUCAACAUGCUUACAUGAGACCACUUGGAGUAGUGGCUAUGGUGUUGGGUAUUGAUGAUGACAAUGGGCCUAAACUCUUCAAAUGUGAUCCAGCAGGCCACUUCUUUGGACAUUAG
Messenger RNA from Lactuca virosa, 429 nucleotides. The record is from the annotation of a GenBank genome assembly. NCBI's taxonomy places the organism in Eukaryota, Viridiplantae, Streptophyta, Magnoliopsida, Asterales, Asteraceae.